Messenger RNA from Vanessa atalanta (red admiral), 1395 nucleotides. RefSeq lists its product as uncharacterized. The coding region runs from base 1 to 1395 and encodes 464 amino acids. The transcript has a single exon. The record is from RefSeq and is a predicted model, not a curated record. NCBI's taxonomy places the organism in Eukaryota, Metazoa, Arthropoda, Insecta, Lepidoptera, Nymphalidae. Gene Ontology annotation, molecular function: nucleic acid binding.
AUGUCGAAACAUAGUAAAGUUUUACGUCGACAGGCGAGACAAAUUAUUUAUAAUGUAGCCAAGUACAUGCAAAAAGAGAAAGACGAAGGUGUUAUGAACGCUAAUCAGGUUCAGGAUCGAACUGCUAAUGCUACUGGCACGUCCGUUCGCACAGUGCGUAACAUUUUAGCCGAAUGCAAAAAGUCGCAUAUAUCUGGUUUCCGUACCCCAGGAAAGAGAAGGCUUAAAUCUAAGCCGAUUACCGGUAUUAAUCGUUUUGACAAAGGUAUCAUAAAACGUUGCAUACACAAUUUUCAUGUAGCUGAGAAAGAAAUGCCUACUUUAAGGAAAUUACUGACUAAAUUCCGAAGAGACAUACAUUUUAAAGGUUCAUCAGGUAGCUUGAACAAAAUAAUAAGAGAGUUGGGAUUUAAAUGGAAAAAAACGGAAAACAAAUUAAAGAUACUUAUUGAAAAACAUAGUAUCCGCCUGAAAAGAAUUCAAUAUCUACGGGACCUAAAAAAAUUCAGAGAGGAAGGUAGAGAACUUGUCUAUGUAGGUCAAUCUAAUAUGCAAGUCAAAUAUUCUCAACGGCAGUCUGAGGGUUCUGAGAAAGAUUUAAAAGCAUCCAAUUCAAGAGGACAGCCAAUUUUCAUCGUCAGUUCGGGAUCUGAAACUGGAUUUCUACCGAACGCCUUAUUUAUGUUUAAACCAGGCUCAAAGGCACAUGAGAUGAAUUUCACAAACUAUAAGAAAUGGCUAAGCACCAAUAUCAUACCCAAUUUAAAACUCAACUCGGUCAUCGUGCUAGACGAUACAGCAUACAACAAUAAAUUAUCAAAUCCCGCGCCUACACCGUAUUCUAAAAUAGUAGAAAUGCAAUCUUGGUUGAAAAAUAAAGGCAUACCUUACAAAGACGACAUGCUAAAACCACAAUUAUAUAAAUUAAUAUGUGAGAAUGGGGGUACUAAUAAAACUUACAUUAUUGACGAAAUAUUUAACAAAUAUAACCACGUCGUCAUACGUGUACCGCCAGCUCAUCCUGAUCUGAACCCUAUAGACAUAGCAUUGGAUACUGCUAAAGGAUAUGUAGCGGAGAAAAACAUGAAUAACAAAACAAGCCACGUAAUGGAACUCGUUAUAGAGAAACUUGAUUUAAUAGAGAAAAAUGAAUGGACGGAUUUGUGUAAAAAAGUAGAAUAUAUCGAAAAUCAAUAUAGAUCUAGCGAUCAUGUUAUCGAUGCCAUGACAGAGGAAUUAACUAUUUAUAAUGCUAAUAGCUCGGAAUCGGAAAGCGAAUCGGACAUUGUUAGCGACGGCUCGGACUCCGACUUUGAGUCGAACAUGAACGACGAAAAUGAAUUGUUGGUAGAAAGAAUUCCAAAAAUCGAAUCAACAAGCGAUAGUGAUGAUUAG